This is a messenger RNA of Aspergillus fijiensis CBS 313.89, 714 nucleotides long. RefSeq lists its product as uncharacterized. The coding region runs from base 1 to 714 and encodes 237 amino acids. The transcript has a single exon. The record is from RefSeq and is a predicted model, not a curated record. Lineage: Eukaryota; Fungi; Ascomycota; Eurotiomycetes; Eurotiales; Aspergillaceae.
AUGCUGUCUUCCGACCCGACAGCCAUGGAAUUCGAGGCCAGCUUCCCCAGCUGCAAAUGCCGGCCCGGGCUUACUGAGAUUCAGGCCGAUCUUCAACAUCCCUCACUUGAUGUGGUGCAGAUUCUCAAUGCCGUGGAAGCGCUGCGGAGCUCAUUCAGCGCCGCGUCACAGUGUUGGAACAGAUGCACGCAGUCGGCGCCCUACACCUCCCAACUCAUCCAGUCUCUAAUGCGCCUGCUAGACUUCCUUGAAGUUCUCCGCAGAGCUCUUCUCUCCCCUUCGGAGGACCACAUGCCGCAAUUGGGCGAAGGCAGUCGGGAGGAAAGGUCGCUCGCGGCUCUUCGCGUGACGGGCUACAAUCGAAUGGCCAAAGUCAAUCGUUAUCCCCUGAAUGAGGAGGAGAAGAGGCUCCUCGUGCAGGCAAUCCUCCGCGAGUCGCUGCUCGCGCUCAACACGAUUGCCAAGAAGGUACAUCACGAGCUCAUGUCGAUGCAACCACGAACCCGGACAUCUUCCAUCGAGGUCAACAGUGCUCUACCCUCCUCCUCCUCCUCCCCUCCUUCUUCCACGUCGUCGUCGUCAUCAUCUUCGUCUUCCACCUUUUACAACCCGCAGACCACAUGCACCCUAUACAAGAACUUUAUCACCAGAACUUACUCGGCCCUCGCGACGUGUAAUUCUGACGGAGAGGUCCGCCACCAAGCACUUGCGUGA